CUAACGUUACGCCAGUAGCUAGCUAAAGUCUGCAGUUCGGAUUUAGGUAACAAUAAAAACAGAAAGGAAACACAAGAAGUAGCGUAACACUGACACAGACUGCAACAUUUAACUAACUGCUCAGGCUGGCUGCCGUGAGAAGGAAACAGUGGAGGACAAAAAAGUCGCUCGGAGAUGCCCCAAGGGUGCCAUGACUCUGACCAGAGGAUCUUUCACCUAUGCCAGUGGGGAAGAGUACCAUGGCGAGUGGAAAGAAGGUCGCAGGCACGGUGUUGGUCAGCUCAAGUUUCAGGAUGGGACAUGCUACACUGGGCAGUUUGAGAAUGGACUCUUCCAUGGCUCUGGUGUACUGCUCUUUACAGAUGGAUCCAGGUACGAAGGAGAAUUUGCACAUGGAAAGUUUCAAGGUACGGGAGUCUUUAGUCGAUACGAUGGCAUGAGGUUUGAAGGAGAAUUCAAAGACGGACGUGUUGAGGGAUACGGGCUAUUGACUUUCCCAGAUGGAGCUCAUGGUGUCCCACGAAACGAGGGCUUGUUUCAAAACCACAAGCUGCAAAAGAGAGAGAAGUGUCCGGGAGUGGUGCAGCGUGCACAGGCCUCAGCCUCCAACGCUCGCAGUCUGGCACUCUGACCAUCAUGGACCCUGAUGGAGACACGGUCAGGGUUCCAGCACCUUCCAGGAGGGCCUCAGGGAUGUGUACUUGUAUGCUCCCCUCCAGCUCUUCUGUCUGUGUCUUUCUCUCUUUUUCCACCAUCACAUUAUUUUUUCUUUUUAUGCAUAUUCCUUGCUUCGCCCUCACAGCAGCUUGGAAUGAACAUGCAAUUUGACCAAAAUAAUGGCUUUCGGUAUGACUGACUUGAAAUGCACAACGCCAUGAAGCACACCUGUAACUUCUCAAGUUACGUGAACAGCAAACGCUGCUGUUUUUCUCUUGUUCUGAUUCUUGUACUGAUAAACAGUGUCUCAGUGUUUUACAGAAGUUAGCUUUCAUCCAUCACAUAACUUUUGAUUGAGGCCAAUUCUUACCAUGUUAUUGCACAUCUGAUCAUUGUACUGCGAAGAGUGUCUUAGCGUUUUACAACUGUUAGCCUUCAUGCAUUAAGUAACUGAAUAUGGGAGGCCUGUUUUUACCAUGUUACUGCACAUCUGGUCAUUUAAAGAGGUUUCUUCUCCUGCAUUAGGAGGAGGUGUAAAGUAGGUCUGUAUGCCGAAGACUUUAGCUACUAAUUAGACAACAUCACUUAAGAAAUUCUGCAAGCCAUUACAACAAAGUACCCUGUGGAUGCACAUACAUUUGCACAUGUGCACACAUUCUUGCCAGUGUUUCACAGUGUUCUGCUGAUUGACAGCUGGUGGUGUUGACGAACAAAGAAACGUAGCAAUGCAUCCACAAAGCCAGUGAAGAAGAAGACCGCAAGCUGGCAAAUAUGGACCUAAACAAUGAAGGCUUUAAAAAAUUUCAGAAUAUUGGCUUUACAAAUGCUUUAAUAGUAAGGAAAUGCAUCCAACACAUUUGUCAGGCCUCAAAGAUACACAAAGUGCGUUUUUAUAAAAAACUGAAUGUAAACAUAAUUUUUGUUUGUUUACAAUUACACUCCACAGGGCACCUUUAAAAUCUCAUCUUAAUUAACAGUGCUGCUGCAAAUUUUAAUAAUUUAAGGAAUGCAUUUUGUCACAGGUGUUUCUCCUUUUAGAGGAUCAGUAUUCACAUUUGCCUUAAAAACAUUUUGGUAUAAGAGUAUAGUUCAAGGGUGCCCAUCUGAAAUUCAGAUGACGCACAGUGCCCUCUCUUUUCCUUCUCCUCUGCAUUAUUUGCCCUAAGGUGUCUGUCAGCCUAAUGAAUUUGAGGUCCGCUUGAAGAUUGCCUUCACUCUGAGAGAUAUGUUGCUAAGCUGGUGCUGGGUUUCAACUCCCAUCACUUGCAAGUCCAGCAGCUCUCCCCUCUCCAAUAAACCUCCCACUCCCUGUGGAAAUCAUUUGAGAGAAGAUUUAACUCAGUUGGGUCGUCCUCUCAUGUUUUCCCCUGUCUAACCUGAAUACCUGGAUGACUGAACAUCCUCAAAGCUGAUAAAUCAUCAUAAUUUAAUGCAUUCAAUUUAGUGACAUAAUUGAGGCAGCUGAAAGAAAGAAUUUAUAAAUCAGAACUAUAUUUAAGAGUGCGUAAUUCUAACGUGUUGUUCUGUGAAGUGUAUAGAUAUUCAUUGUCAUUGAUUGUGAUUUUUCUGACCUUUCAAAUUAAUAGAGAGAUAAUUAGAAAUAAUUCUUUGAUUGGUCGGCUAGAAAAUGGUGUCACUGAGUAAUUUAAGACAGUUUGGUCGAGUAUUUUGAGGUGUUAAGAAUUUAUUAAUCAUUAUAAAUCACAGGUAUUCUGUGAUUACAGAUUAAUUCAAUGUACUUGAAAUGUUAAUAGGCCUUACAAAGCAUUUGUAGACAUGGCUUGUCUAGGGUUGCUUACAUAGUACUUCAACCAAAGACAAUCAGAUGAUAUUAUAGGUAAGGAAGCCUGGAACGUGUUAUUUCUUACAGCUCUAGUGCGCAACAAAAACAAAAGGACCGAAGACUAAACAGGGAAUUGAUAUGAGAUUCUGUUGUAAAUAUUUCUGAAGUCUCUAGCCUGGAUUAUUUGCAGUUAGUGAUUUUCAUUGUUGUUAUACUCUAUGAAGAAAAGAAAAAAUCAAUACUCAAUAUUGUGAGCCUAUUCUCUUGACUGCUUUGACUACACCGUUUGGUACGGCAAUGUGCUACAAAGCACAGUCUGAAAGAAUUAAGGUAACAGAAAAGCAGACCAGUGCAUGCUUCAGAACAGCUAUCUACAAGCACACAAUGAUUGUUCAAUGUUUGCUGUAUGUGCAAAGUGUAUACAUUUAAGAUCAUGUAAUAUUAUUUCUCCUUUCCACUAUGUUGGAGACAACACCUGCUCAAGCCUUCUUUGCCUACACACUCCUGCCUGAGUGGAAUUGAAUACAAUGGAAUACCACAUCCAUUUCCUACUGGAAACAAAUGGUGCUUUAAAAGCGUGCCUGUCCAGACUUUCACCUGCCUGGAAAAUAUCAUCGCCAUGGUUACCUUUUUUUCAGUAACAAUAUAAUGUUGCUUUGAGUGCUCUUAGAGAAAACUACUGCACAGUAUCCUCUCAUUCUCCUGGAAUAGGUUUGAGUAUAUAUCACUUAGGUGGUAAACGGUUGAUGUGUUUAAUAAAGCCUUGUGUUGAAAAAGAAACAUGUUUUUCUUUGGAUAUUGCAGCACUGGGUUUGGACAUAGUGGCAUUAAAAAAAUCGCUCACUUAUAGAUGAUUUUACAGCCAU
Toxotes jaculatrix (banded archerfish) is the source of this 3306-nucleotide messenger RNA. RefSeq names its product MORN repeat containing 4 (gene morn4). The transcript is spliced from 5 exons. Lineage: Eukaryota; Metazoa; Chordata; Actinopteri; Toxotidae. Bases 191 to 631 code for a protein of 146 amino acids. The record is from RefSeq and is a predicted model, not a curated record.